Molecule: messenger RNA, 765 nt
Organism: Hemiscyllium ocellatum (epaulette shark)
Lineage: Eukaryota; Metazoa; Chordata; Chondrichthyes; Orectolobiformes; Hemiscylliidae
Product: immunoglobulin kappa light chain-like
Exons: 3
Coding region: 1-759 (252 amino acids)
Biological process (GO): immunoglobulin production; immune response
Source: RefSeq, a predicted model, not a curated record
AUGGGUUCCAUAGCAAAUGGUGGGGGCACGCAGAGUGAUGCCCUUGCGACUGUAUGCAACAGUAUGCUGCUAAGCCCCCUCGUCUAUCUCGCCAGUAUCAGCAGCGACAUCAUCAUGAACCAGUCUCCCCCGGUGCUGUUUGUGCAACUGGGCCAGACUGCAUCUAUCAAUUGUACGGCCAGUCAAGAUGUUAGUGACGACGUCAAUUGGUACCAGCAGCGAGAAGGUCAGAAACCCUCUCUUCUGAUCAGCGAUGCAAAUUACCGAUACACAGGCGUCCCUGAGCGUUUCAUUGGCCGUCAAUUGGGAACCAGUUUUACUUUGACAAUCAGCAACGUUCAGGAAGAGGAUGUCGCUGACUAUUACUGUAUGCAGGAUCAUAGCGUGCCUCAAACACUUUCAUUUGGUAAAGGAACCAAGCUCCAACUCAGCCGUGAGAGGUCUCAGCCCAAGCUGAUCCUGCUACCCCCCUCUCUGGAACAGGUCAAGGCCAAGAGCGCUGCCACUCUGAUGUGCCUUGUCAAUCAUUUCUAUCCUGCAGAGCUGAAUGUGCAGUGGAAGAAGGAUGGUGCAAUCAUUUCGGAUGGGGUUCAGACAAGCAACUACCUGCGAGCUUCAGACAGCACCUAUAGCCUCAGCAGCCUGCUGACACUUUCUCGUUCCGAUUGGGAGUCCAAUGUUCGCUUCUCCUGUGACGUCACUCAUGUGACCCUCUCCUCUCCCCUCAGCCGGAGCAUCAGGAGAUCAGAAUGUGUGUAAAGUGCC